CAAAAAAUUUUUAAGUAAACAUAAUUAUUAAGUAAUAUCCUUUAAAGGCGUUUAAAAACCCCUACUCCUUCUAUUACUUCUGCAGUUACUGAGUGGUAGUGAAGGAAUUAUGUUGAGGUUUUUUUCAAAGAGCUGCUUCUGAUUGGAAAAUGCUUAGUAAUGAUGAAGACACACCCUCCAGUUCAGUGGCCAUUUUGUAGUGUGGUUCUUCUGGAGAAACAAGUGGGAACCAUCAAAGAAAGAAGUGUAUGGAUCAGAAGAAUAUGGGCAAAAGGCAAUAAAUUUUUCAUCUGGGUCAAUUGGAGAAAUUAUAACUAUGCUGUCCAAUUCUCCACUUUACCAGUACUUACAGGAUCUGGGACAUACAGACUUUGAAAUAUGCUCUUCUCUGUCACCAAAACCAGAAAAAAGCACAGUGACAGAGGGACAACAAAAGCCUCCUGCAAGAGCCCUGCCAAAACAAAGCAUCCUGUUAAAAGUGGCUGAAACCAUCAAAAGUUGGAUUUUUUCUCAGUACAAUAAGAAAGAUGACUUACUUCACAAGUUGGUGGAGCCAUCCUCAUUCUUCAAUGAUACUAGGAUUGUGGAUAUUGGAUUCCGACUCGACUCACUACAUACCAUCCUGCAACAGGAAGUCCUGUUACAAGAGGAUGUGGAGCUGAUUGAGCUACUUGAUCCCAGUAUCCUGUCUGCAGGGCAACCUCAACAACAGGAAAAUGGACACCUUCCAACGCUUUGCUCCCUGGCAACCCCUAAUAUUUGGGAUGUCUCAGUGCUGUUUGCCUUCAUUAGUUUGCUCAUUAUGCUUCCCACCUGGUGGAUUGUAUCUUCCUGGCUGAUAUGGGGAGUGAUCCUGUUUGUUUAUCUGAUUAUAAGAGCUUUGAGAUUCUGGAGGACAGCCAAACUACAAGUAACUCUAAAAAAAUACAUUGGCCGUUUAGAAGAUAUGGCAACAAAUAGCCGAGCUUUUACUAACCUUGUGAGAAAAGCUUUACGUCUCAUUCAAGAAACUGAAGUCAUUUCCAGAGGAUUUACACUUUUGCUUGACAGGGUCAGUGCUGCUUGCCCAUUUAAUAAAGCUGGACAGCAUCCCAGUCAGCAUCUCCUCGGUCUUCGGAAAGCUGUCUACAGAACUGUAAGAGCCAACUUUCAAGCAGCAAGGCUCGCUACCCUAUAUAUGCUGAAAAACUACCCCCUGAACUCUGAGAGUGACAAUGUAACCAACUACAUCUGUGUGGUGCCUUUUAAGGAGCUGGGCCUGGGCCUUAGUGAAGAGCAGAUUUCAGAAGAGGAAGCACAUGACCUUACAGAUGGCUUCAGCCUUCCUGCUUUGAAGGUUUUGUUUCAACUCUGGGUGGCACAGAGUUCAGAGUUCUUCAGACGGUUAGCCCUAUUACUUUCUACAGCUAAUUCACCUCCUGGGCCCUUACUUACUCCAGCACUUUUGCCUCAUUGUAUUUUAUCUGAUGUGACUCAAGGUCUACCUCAUGCUCAUUCUGCCUGUUUGGAAGAGCUUAAACGCAGCUAUGAGUUUUAUCGGUACUUUGAAACUCAGCACCAGUCAGUACCACAGCGUUUAUCCAAGACUCAGCAGAAGUCAAGAGAACUGAAUAACGUUCACACAGCAGUACGCAGCUUUCAGCUCCAUCUGAAGGCAUUGCUGAAUGAGGUAAUAAUUCUUGAAGAUGAACUUGAAAAGCUUGUUUGUACUAAAGAAACACAAGAACUAGUAUCAGAAUCUUAUCAAAUCCUAGAACAGAAGUUGAAGUUGAUUCAGCCCCAUGUUCAGGCGAGCAACAAUUGCUGGGAAGAGGCCAUUUCUCAAGUGGACCGACUGCUCCGAAGAAACACAGAUAGGAAAGGCAAGCCUGAAACGGUGUGUGAAAACCCACGUUGUACUGUGGUACCUUUGACACAGCCAACUCUACACAUUGCGGACAAAGAUCCAAUCCCGGAGGAGCAGGAAUUAGAAGCUUAUGUAGAUGAUAUAGAUAUGGACAGUGAUUUCAGAAAGGAUGAUUUUUAUUACUUGUCUCAAGAAGACAGAGACAGACAGAAGCGUGAGCAUGAAGAAUCCAAGAGGGUACUCCAAGAACUAAAAUCUGUGCUGGGAUUUAAAGCAUCGGAGGCAGAAAGGCAGAAGUGGAAGCAACUUCUAUUUAGUGAUCAUGCUGUGUUGAAAUCCUUGUCUCCUGUAGACCCAGUGGAACCCAUAAGUAAUUCAGAACCAUCAGUGGAUUCAGAUAUGGGGACAGUUGGUAAAAAUGAUACUGAAGAGGAAAAUAGUAAACCCUCCACAGCUGACAAUGAAAUAAGUAGUAGGACUGAGUAUUUAUGUGAAAACCCUCUAGAUGGUAAAAAUAAAGACAAUUCUGCAAAUGAAGUCUUCCUCCAAGGAACUGAAGAAAGAGUGUGUUCCCAAUGUGAGAGUGAAGAGGAAUCUCGGCAGGCGGACGUAGGGAGCCUGUCCACUGCCCAUCCAGCUCCCGGGGACUUAUUACAGCCUUCCAUUAAGCAGAGGCUGGCACGGCUCCAGCUGUCACCGGAUUUUACCUUCACUGCUGGUCUUGCUGCAGAAGUGGCUGCUAGAUCUCUCUCUUUUACCACCAUGCAGGAACAGACUUUUGGUGAUGAGGAGGAAGAACAGAUAGUACAAGAAAAUGAAAAUGAGGUACAAGAGAAGUAGGAACCAAGAUUUACCUGGAGGAUUUUAAAUUAUUGCUUUUAUGCAAGUGUUUUAGCUUCAAGGCUAGAUAAUCCACUAGAAAGGGAAAAUGAGUGUUAAGUUUACUAUAUAUAAAGCUAAGAUGUGAAUUUACAGCAAGAACCCUGGUUUGAACAUCUGAUCUGAAAAUAGUAGUUAACCUGUAAAUGGCAAAUCUUUUAGGAAAAUAAGAAAGGUAAGGGCUCUUUUGAAUAAACUGCUCUUUUUUUUUUUUUUUUUUUUUUUUUUGCAGCACAGCUGAUCGAUCUUGGAAAUUCUUUAGGUACUUUUAAUAAGAAACAAAUUUAUCAUUUCUUGCCAGAAUUUGCUACCAUAAAAUGACUGGGAUAAUUCUGUUGCAAGAACAUUAACAUUUAGUAUGACUCCUUUUUACUGUAUUCUUGCAGUUCAUAGCUGCAGCUAUUAUGUUAAUAACAACUUGUUUGUAUUUUAUUUUUGUUUAUACCAGUCUUAAAACAAAGAUACAGGUUCUGAAUAAAAAAAAAUUGACUUCAUACAAUUAAUGUGUACUGGGGUUUGGAACUAAAAAGUAGUUUCAAAAAUACUGGGGUUAUGACAUUUUUUUUUAUGUUUCCUUGUUCAUAUGUGUAUUCGGUAGUUAAUUUUAAGGUGUCCUAAUAAUCUUUAAAAGAAAAACAUUGUACUGUUUUAAAAAUUACCCUUUCAAAUAUAUUUUGUGUUUUUCUUCUGUUCUUGUUAUAACUAAUAGAGAUGAUGUCAAAGUAGGAUCCGUAUAGUCCAAGGCCCCAUAGUCCAAGGCCCCAUCGGCACCUUUGCAGAAAGUUCUUUGUAUCUAUUUGCCUACAGAUAAUUGGGUGCCGUUAACACAAGCAGAUCAUUUCAGCUGAUUUCUAGCCUGAGGCUAUAUCCUCUCCACCUUAAUGAGAUUCUGGAAACAUCCUGCCUGCUUCCUGGAAAGCAUCCUUGUCUCCUCAGUACUUCAUUUACAACUACCUCUUAAAAGAGGUUGCUUUCCAAAUUGUCCAGUGUCAUGAUUGCAUUUUCAAAAUGUGAUAUUUUCAGGAGUAUAUUGUUUCUUGAAACCUAUAGCUCCUACGCACUGACAUAGUUUAUAGACAUUAUUUGGGGAAAGUAUAGGAAUAAUAAUUUAUGCUGCUGUCCUAGAAAGGAAGUUACACAACGAAUAUAGAUUGUCUUUAGAAUUAAGAAACACAUUCAGAUUCCUGUAAACUUAGUACUUUGAGUCAGUAGAUUUAUGUGUACCGAGGAGAUUUUUAUUUAAUUUUUUCCAGUAAUCUUAGGAAAUUUAUUUUUUAUCCUGAGGAAAAACUUGAUUCUGCUUUGUAUGAAUAGUAGAGAUCCUUCGUACUAUAAGUGAUUCUGCCUAUUGCCCAAAAUUCUGGGACUGUCCAUAAUCAAGCUCUUAGAAACAUCACAGGGUGGGCCCAGUUUACCACUUAGAAGUAGCUAAAUUUCAAAAACAAAAAUCUUGUUUUGAAACUGACAAUCGUAUUCAUAAAUAAUAAUAUUUUCUUUUUAGAUUACAUAGUUUGCCAAGUCUUUUUCCCCUUGGAUUUAGAAGAAGCAAUUAUGGGAACACUUGGUAAUUGUUCCCCUAAUCUGUGACCUUACACAGGAAGAAUUAGAGUUUAAUAAUUUUUAAUUCUUUUAUUGUAUUAUUUUUAUUUACACCAGCUUGGGGAAAAUGUCUUCAUAAUAUUUCAUCAGUUUUAUUCAAUGCUCUCUAAGCAUUCAAAGACUGAUUUUGUUAUAAAUUUUUAAAAACUAACUUUAAUGAGGAAUUCCUAAUCUUCCAAUCUGAUCUGUUUUAUCUGCAAAUAUUCUACUUGUUGAAACCAUAAUACAAGGAUCUUGGGACUUUAAUUGAAGGUUCUUUUUUUGUGUAGUUUUUAAAAUUUCUUUCAUCUUAUAAAAUAUUGCUGAGAUAAAAUAGUAUCUUCCCUGUGAAUAUUUCUAAUGUUCUCUUAUAAUAGUCUAAAAGUCAGUGUUUCUCAGUUUUUGUUUUUGUUUUUGUUUUUUAUAGGAUGCCUAUAUUAGAAUAAACUGGAGGUCUUAUUUUUAAAAUGCAGAUUUGGGGCCAUAACUCCCAGUCAUUCUUAAUCAGUCAUUUUGGGAUGAGACCUAGGUGGUGUGUAUGCUCAGUCAAAUCUAAGAACCUCUGUCUAGGACUUUGUUUUCCUUGCCAUGGAUAUCUUAGGAAAUUAAAACAAAUACGCCAAUGUGACAUAAGUAGGUAUUCUUAUUACUUUUCUAAGAAUAUUUCACUUUGUAUUAUCAGGCUUUUGACUAGUUUUAAUAGUUGACAUCCUACAUCUAAAAGAAGCCCACUGGGAAAAAUAUUUUGUGAUGCAAAACUUAUAAUUAUGCUUUCCAAAUUUUACAGUGAUAUUUUGACAGGAUAAUUCUUGUUAAGAGUAAUAUCCUGACAGCUUUUGAUAUGAACAUUUCCAGAGUUUAUUUUACCAGGACAGAGCCAGUACAGAAACUAUUUAGGGUCAGGUCACUCUUGAGGACAAAAUUUUUACACUCUGCCUACAGUGAGGAAAGUCAUGGCAGUAAAUGACCUAAUAAUGGUUAUCAUACCUUAAAUUCUUAUUUUUUUUUCAGCUAUCAUUAUUAAAACCCACAUAUCUGGACUAGCUAGGACCAGACUCUUGCUGGUCUUUGAUUUGUGAUCUUUGGCUUAUUUUUUUAAGUUGUCUGUAUUAUCUGCCUUCACUAGUUAAGUCUUCUUUAAAAUUGUACUUCAUUAAAAUUGUAUGUUUGAAUAUAUUUAAUUAAGAACUCA
Felis catus (domestic cat) is the source of this 5495-nucleotide messenger RNA. It is a transcript of the gene VEZT, whose product is annotated as vezatin, adherens junctions transmembrane protein. NCBI's taxonomy places the organism in Eukaryota, Metazoa, Chordata, Mammalia, Carnivora, Felidae. The coding region runs from base 317 to 2686 and encodes 789 amino acids. Gene Ontology annotation, cellular component: plasma membrane. The transcript is spliced from 13 exons. Gene Ontology annotation, molecular function: myosin binding. Gene Ontology annotation, biological process: cell-cell adhesion. The record is from RefSeq and is a predicted model, not a curated record.